CGCCAGCCCGCCAGCAGCCGGCCGAAGCGCGAGGGAGGAGACGGCGGUCGGAGCUGCGCCGGCAGCCAAAGUGCAGAGGGACAACGGCCGACUGCGGAGAGAUGCUGGGCGUGGCGGCAGGAAUGACCAACAGCUGAGAAGAGCAUGCUGGAUUCUAAAAUCCAAGGCCCAUUUGGCAGCCAGCCUGCCCAAAUACAUGAUGACUUCAGGAGGCUGCAGGUUCUUUGGAACCUAGACUGGAGGAGCAACAUGGCCAAUGCCCUGGCCAAUGCCACCUGUGAGCGCUGCAAGGGGGGCUUUGCGCCCGCCGAGAAGAUAGUAAACAGUAACGGGGAGCUGUACCAUGAGCAGUGCUUCGUGUGUGCCCAAUGUUUCCAGCAGUUCCCAGAGGGACUCUUUUAUGAGUUUGAAGGAAGGAAGUACUGUGAACAUGACUUUCAGAUGCUCUUUGCUCCUUGCUGUCAUCAGUGUGGUGAAUUCAUCAUUGGCCGAGUUAUCAAAGCCAUGAAUAACAGCUGGCAUCCUGAGUGCUUCCGCUGUGACCUCUGCCAGGAAGUUCUGGCAGAUAUUGGAUUUGUCAAGAAUGCUGGGAGACAUCUAUGUCGCCCCUGUCAUAAUCGUGAGAAAGCCAGAGGCCUUGGAAAAUACAUCUGCCAGAAAUGCCACGCCAUCAUCGAUGAGCAACCGCUGAUAUUCAAGAAUGACCCUUACCAUCCAGACCAUUUCAACUGUGCCAACUGCGGGAAGGAGCUGACUGCUGAUGCCCGGGAGCUGAAAGGAGAGCUGUACUGUCUGCCAUGCCAUGAUAAAAUGGGGGUCCCCAUCUGUGGCGCUUGUCGACGGCCCAUUGAAGGGCGCGUGGUGAAUGCUAUGGGCAAGCAGUGGCAUGUGGAGCAUUUUGUUUGCGCCAAGUGUGAAAAGCCAUUUCUUGGACAUCGACAUUAUGAAAGGAAAGGCCUGGCAUAUUGUGAAACCCACUAUAACCAGCUAUUUGGUGAUGUUUGUUUCCACUGUAACCGUGUUAUAGAAGGUGAUGUGGUCUCUGCUCUGAAUAAGGCCUGGUGUGUGAACUGUUUUGCCUGUUCUACCUGCAACACUAAAUUAACACUCAAGAAUAAAUUUGUGGAGUUUGACAUGAAGCCAGUCUGUAAGAAGUGCUAUGAGAAAUUUCCGUUGGAGCUGAAGAAAAGACUUAAGAAACUAGCUGAGACCUUAGGAAGGAAAUAACUUCCUUUCUUUUGUUUUUUCUCUUCUAUGCAAAGAAAAGAGAUUACCAACAUUACUUGACUUGGUCCACCCUGUUUAAAGCUGUAUCUCAAAAUAAUUGAGAGUGAAGAGGGCCUAUAUGAAUGGUUUUCUUUAUCUCCUUUUUCUCAUUAAAAAAGAAAAAAAGCUUGUGUAAUCAUAUUUAAAACACAGAUGAGAUCAUGAUGCUUUUGUUAGAUACCCUAUCAGUUUGUUGAAAGGUAGACUAUACUUAACAGCAAAAACACAUGGUUAAAUGUUACAUGUUAAUCAAGGUCCAAAAAAAUUAAUUUAACUUUUAAAAAUGAAAAUAGGGAGUUAGCUUUCACAUGACUCAGAUACAAUAGAAACAUUAUUUUACUUUGUAUUUGAAAGAAAAUAAAUUCCAACAGCUGUUGGGGAGGAUAUAAGGAAGAAAAAUAACCAACCAAGAAAAACAAAUCUUGUAGAAUGUUAGUAUGUUUAUCAAACUAGUAGUUAUAAAAUGAAUAUACACAUUACUAAGACAAGAAACAAGUGCAUUCAAAACUACUUGAUUUCAUUUUUUGUUAAAUUCAAUAAUUACUAUGCUUAGUUUUAUAUUUUGUUCUCCUUCUGAAACUCUUCCUUCAUACAGUUACUUAACAUAGUAGUUAUAGCUAGCUAAUAGUAUGCCUUUUUAAAUUUUUUGCAAAAAAAAUUUAUACUAGACAUUUGAAAAUUCAGUACACUUUACAAUAUUGGAAAAAAUGAAGUAUUUUUUAAUGGAUUACAGCAAUUAUGCUUCUAAGCUUAAGGUCAAAGAUGUAGUCUUAGAAUAGGACACAAAAUUAAAUUUUAUGUAGCUUAGAAUGUAUCGCUUAAAAACAAGUGAAUUUAUAUGUAUUGGUCUUCUUGCCUUUAUAACCAUGCUGACUAAUAUCUGUGCUUCAUACAUAAUCAGACUUGCCUUGCCUUAGAAACAUACUUAAUUCAGGAAUCCUAGCUGUUUCAUGCAAUACCAAAAAUAAGUGCAUUGAUUGAGAUUUGUAAACCCAAAUUCAUUUGCCACCACUAAGAUGAGAUUUUUUUUUCCUCUCCUUUUUUUGGGAAACACAUUGAAAUUAAUUUUUGUCAUCUUAUUAAAAGAAUGAUAUUGAUAGGUGUUUCAAGUUUUUCAUUUCAAAUCUCAUAAUUGGAUUUUAUUUAAGUAGGAGGUAAAAAUGACAUUUUUAAAUUGGAAGAGGAUGUUUAAAUGUCAAUUUUAGAUCAAAAGUAGUGAAUCAUUCUACUUUAUAAAAUGUUUUUUAAAAGUUUAUCCUGAAGUUUCUAGACCAUUCUUUCUUGGCAAACUUGUUUGCAAUGCAAAUUUUGUGAGCAAUUGUUAAAUGUUGCUGCUGCUAUUUUUCAUUUAAAAGUAAGUUCCCAAGACAGACUUCUAAGGAGGAAAGUAUUGUUUUUUUAAAAAGUUGCUGAAAUACUGUUUUGCCAUUAAAAAAAAAAACACACCUCAGGAUGCUACUCCCUCUGCCAUUAAAGUAUUUGUAUGCAUGUAUUUUUUAAAAGUUUGUGCAUGCACUUUACAAGAGUAAAUUCUAUUUUGGUUUUCAGAUAACUUAUAACCAAUUAUUUUUUAGUGUUCUUUUAGAGUUCAAAGAAUUAUCAAUGAUUGAAAAUAAACAAUAUAUAGUUUAAGACUGUAUAUACUCAGAAGUUUAAAACAGUCUUUGCAUUGCACAGUAAGAAUCAAAAUCCCUCUGUGUGCCUUCGUCAGCUAAUAUGUAACCAGCAAGGAAAACCUUGUAAGUAUUUAUUAAAUACUAUACUAUGGAUAUAGGCCAAAUAGUAUAGGCUUUGGCAGUUUGGGGUCUUGAUGCUAAAUUCUCAAAUACUCCUACGGCAGAAAUAAGGAACAGAAGAGCAACCAUUUACCCAUAGUCUUAAUCAUUUUGAAGAUGCAUGAACUCAGCUCAGCUUGUUUACAUAUCUUACACAGCCAGGCCUCUCCUGUAGCCAGAUGUCCCACUACUGUCUUUGCUCACUCUUUUAAAAUAAGAAUUGGUAUUUCCUGGAAGUUCUAAUACUCUAGGGUAUUUUGUCUAGAUACAAUACUUCCUUCCUUGAUAAGGGACAUCAUUGGAGCCCUUACCUGUGGGAAAGGAAGAGGAAGUCGAAAAGUUGCAAGUGGAAUAGAAGACUUGGUUGAGUUCAUAAUACUUUUCAUGGGGUUUUCCCUGGCUGUGGAAAAACUCAGGCUAGUAAGCAUUUCUCUGUUUAAAGUCCUACAAGGAAAUUUGAAAUAAUUCAUUGUUCUUACCCAAUUUCUAAGUGCUCUUUUUCAUACCAAGCCUAACAUAAUUGGGGGAAAUGUCUGGGUACAAGUAAAACAUUCUUUGGAUCAUGUUCAAAGCCUUAUUAAUAUUGUACCUAAAAUGAUAGGUCAUUUUGCCUCACUUGCCAAAAUAGCCAGUUCUAAGUUAAGGAAAUUUUGAGGUAGGCUUACAGCAUUAUUGUUGUAUUUCAUUUUAGAAUGUAAGCUCAAUGGCAGGGACACUAUAUUGUUAAUUAUGUUUUUGUAUAGCAACCAUUGCAGUAUACUCUUGGUGCUUAAUAAAUGUUCAUAAUUAUUAAGAGUAA
Prionailurus viverrinus (fishing cat) is the source of this 3840-nucleotide messenger RNA. RefSeq names its product LIM zinc finger domain containing 1 (gene LIMS1). NCBI's taxonomy places the organism in Eukaryota, Metazoa, Chordata, Mammalia, Carnivora, Felidae. Gene Ontology annotation, cellular component: cytoplasm; focal adhesion; cell-cell junction. The transcript is spliced from 11 exons. The record is from RefSeq and is a predicted model, not a curated record. Gene Ontology annotation, biological process: cell-cell adhesion; positive regulation of integrin-mediated signaling pathway; cell-cell junction organization. Bases 145 to 1227 code for a protein of 360 amino acids.